Syngnathus acus (greater pipefish) is the source of this 2663-nucleotide messenger RNA. RefSeq names its product ceramide synthase 2a (gene cers2a). Bases 355 to 1497 code for a protein of 380 amino acids. Gene Ontology annotation, biological process: ceramide biosynthetic process. The record is from RefSeq and is a predicted model, not a curated record. The transcript is spliced from 11 exons. Gene Ontology annotation, cellular component: membrane. Gene Ontology annotation, molecular function: sphingosine N-acyltransferase activity; DNA binding. NCBI's taxonomy places the organism in Eukaryota, Metazoa, Chordata, Actinopteri, Syngnathiformes, Syngnathidae.
CCCGACUUGAUAACGAACUGCGCAACACAUCGCCCCUCUUUGCACUUUGCUAGACUUGAAAUCCCCACUUGAGAGGAGGAGUGCUGUGAAGUCAAAGUGCGACCGAUUUCCCUCACCCCCACCCACCCACCUCAGCUCAGCUCAGCUCAGCCCAGCCCAGAGAAUGAGGCGAACCUGAGCUCAAGAGGCAAACGAACGGGCUGUUGCCAUUCAAUUGAAUGUUCACAAGUGCCUCGAAAUGGGGAAGCGUACAUGAAAUUCACUCCGCGUGAACAGGAAAAGAGGACAAGCAGCUGCAAAGAACCGCCGAAUACAACACUACCUGGCCGUAUCCAAUAAAGUCUGAGAAGCAGGAUGUUGUCUUGGCUAAGCGAGCGUCUAUGGGCAGAUUGGAUUUGGUUUCCCGAAGGCUUCGGUUGGGCCGACCUCAAGGACCCCGAUGUGGUCCUACCUCAGCUACCGGACCUUUGGGCUUUCAUCCCUAUUGCGAUCUGCUUCCUGGUCAUCAGACCCGUAUUUGAAAGGUGGGUAGCAAUCCCUUUGGCGUCCCUGCUGGGAGUGAAAGACAAAAGGCGUGUUAGUCCUCCUUUGAAUCCUUUACUGGAGGCCCACUUCUGCAGCAUGUCGAAACAUCCCACACAGGGCUCCUUAGAAAAGUUAAGUAAACAAACGGACUACUCGGUGCAACAGGUCCAACGAUGGUUCAAACAGCGGCGGAACCAGGACCGGCCCAGCAAGAUUAAAAAGUUUCAGGAAGCCAGUUGGAGAUUUACCUUUUACUUUUUUGCUUUCUUUGCUGGCCUGGCAACGCUUAUUGACAAACCAUGGUUCUAUAAUAUGAAGAGGAUGUGGGAUAACUUUCCCAAAAUGCCGCUGGAAGCAUGUCAGUACUGGUACUACAUGAUUGAACUGGGCUUCUAUGUGUCCCUGCUGGUGAGCGUAGCGUCUGACGUCAAGCGUAAGGAUUUCAAAGAGCAAAUAGUUCACCACGUUGCCACCAUCGUGCUUGUCGGCUUCUCCUGGCUGGUCAACUACAUCCGGGGAGGGACUUUGAUCAUGUUGGCGCACGAUGCCUCUGACUAUCUCAUGGAGUCAGCCAAGAUGUUCAACUACGCCGGUUGGAAGAGGACGUGCAACUUCAUAUUUGUUGUCUUCGCGCUCGUCUUCAUCAUCACCCGCCUGGGAAUUUUCCCUUUCUGCAUCAUACACGCCACCUUGGUGUACCCCAUGACCAUCUACAAGCCCUUCUUCGGCUUCUACUUCUUCAACGGUUUGCUGCUGUUGCUGCUGGCUCUGCACCUCUUCUGGGCGGCGCUCAUAGUACGCAUGGUCAUCAAGUUCCUCCCCGGCAACGGCAUAGUUGAGGAUGAGCGGAGCGACAAAGAAGAGACCGAGUCGGAAGACGAAAACUGCGGCGGCGAUAGAACGUUGAAAAACGGUCACCUUCACAACGGCCAUACGCGGCUCAACAACAACCGGCAAAAAAAUGGACGCUGAAAGCACUGCACUGCAAGGUCAGGAAGCCGAAGCCUUGCGUGCGCCUUGAAAUCCAGACAAUAGUAGUGACGACACAAAAACAUUUCUUACACAAAACAAAAUAAACAUCAUAGACAGCCCCCGUUCUGAUCAUUGAAGGAAAUUGACCAAGGAACAAUGGAGACCAUGAUUAUGUGCCCUUGGUGCUGAGGUCUGUUGGUCUUCAUUUUUUUUUUUUUCUUCUUCAUCACAUGUAGUUGUUGCCACACUGUCUGUAGCUUCAUCGCAUGUUACUGGAAGUGUUUUUGUUGUUGUUGUUGUUGUUGUUGCUGCUGAGGUUCAGCCGGACGGCGUCGGUUAACACACCUCUAAGUAGUAUUGCCUGACUAAUUUUCACUCUAGCCAGUGGUACAAAUAGGCAGUUGUUAGGAUGGACCAUUACCUUGAUUUAAGUCAAUAUACUGACACCUAAUAGAAAGUUUGUUGCAAUUAGCAAAAUACUGAAUGGCAAAUAAGAAUUUGCGAAAGUGAGCCGCCGAGGAGGUCGGAGUUGCUUUGCCUUUUUUGGCAACAAAAUGUGCGUCCGCAGUCCAAAAUCAUUUUAACAUGUGGAUUUUUGUUUAUGCAUAAUGUCUAUUUUUAGUUUUAUGAUUGUAUUUUUGUUAUGUUUGAUUUUUUCCAGUCCUGCUUAAAUGACAAAAGAGUUUGGCGUAACUCAAACCGAAAUAAAACGUUCUGUCUUUAUGGGCUGGAACAGAGUCGGUAAAUUAUUUUUUUCCCCCCCAGUGUUUUCCGUAACCAAAAAUGCACUUUAUGGAUCCGUUGAAUGGUAGUCGGACCAGACCAGACCAUAUGUAUAGGGUUCUAUUUGGAUCACAAUCUGAUUCAUUUUCAGCAGAGGUUUGGCUUGGUUUGCUCUUUUGUCAGUGUUUUGGUUGUAUAUUCACAAAAAGACUUUGAUUUGACGUGUUUCAAGGAACCCUUUACCAAAGUGUGGUUUACAAGUGCCUUUAUCGUUUGGAUUGCGAGUUGUUGCUAAACGCCAACUUUUGUGCCCCCAUGUGUCACUUCAACCUGCUCCUUCCAAACAGCUUUGCCUCUAAAAAAAAAAAAAGUGUUUUUUAGUCUGUUGUUUUGCUGAUGUGUAAUAUUAUAAUGAUGAUCAAUACAAUAUUUGUGUAAAAAUA